This is a messenger RNA of Cylindrotheca closterium, 2697 nucleotides long. NCBI's taxonomy places the organism in Eukaryota, Bacillariophyta, Bacillariophyceae, Bacillariales, Bacillariaceae. The record is from the annotation of a GenBank genome assembly.
AUGCCGAAUCAUCACCACAGGUCCGGAGGCUUGAAGCAAGCCAACAAGAAAAAUAAGCGUAACCGGGCGUCGAAGCGUAGUGUUACGCGAGCUGCCGGGGGUAAAGUUGAGGGACGCCGUGGGCAAUUCAAACAACGUCUUCUAGCACAUAACAAGGCCGACCGUCGUCACAUUCAACAGCAACGUCGGGAUGCGAAACGACAAGAGCUUUUGCGACAGAAAAGAGGCUUAGAUGGCGGACCAGCUCCUCCGAAAAUCGUUGGAAUCAUCAGUUUGGGCGAAAGUGAGGGCAUAGAGGAAAAACUAAGAUCUCUUAUCGCUGAACAAGCUGAUCGAGUGAUGAAAACUUUUGGAGACGGAAACAACUCGACAAUGACGCUAAAGUUUGAAACUCACAAGAAAGAUGGGAAUCUAACAAUUCUGACGAACUCGACAGCUUUCCGUUCCCAUUACGAUAAUGGCGAUAGUGAAUAUGCUGCAGUCAUGUCGGCACUCGACCUUUGUCGAGUCUGCGACGUUAUUCUUUUUGUUGUUGAUGGCAACGAAGAUAAAGGGGUCACUCCCUUUGUAGGAAUGAAUGUAGGUGUUGAUGAUAGAUCUCUUAGUACCAGUAAGAGCACUUCAACAGCAGCGGAUUUUGAUCACAUCAUCAGUGAGAGGGGUGAUCGAAUUCUGACAGCAGUGAAGGGUCAAGGAUUGCCGAGAGUGGCGACUGUCUUGGCGAAGACAAAGAAAGAGGAAGAGCCUGGUGAAGAUGAUAUGACAACUCAAAGCACAAAGAGCAUCCGGCGUGCAAAUCACAAGCGAAGGACUGAUCUCAAGAAAUAUGUCAGUCGAUUUGCAACAACCGAAUUUGGUGUUGAUAAUGAUAAGACCAUGGAAGUGAAUCUUGUUGAUACUUCUUCAGAGGGCGAAAUGGAAGAAGAAGGAUCUACGCCAGAAAUAGAUCCCGAAGAACAUUUGAAGAAGACCCUUGCAGCUGCUCUUGUUCGGGGCUUGUGCUGCAUUUCUGGAGCUCCUGCGAAAUGGGUAUCACAACUUCCAAGAGCCUAUAUGCUAUCAGAUAGUCACAGCUAUGACCCAGAGAAGCAAGAGCUCAGAGUAACCGGCUAUGUUCGAGGCCGUGUACCUUUUGACAGCAAUUCAGCGAUCCACAUCCCUAAUCUGGGCACAUAUGGAUGCAAGUCGAUAGUUCGAGCGAGACAACCAAAUUGCAGUAGCAAAAUGGAAAUUUCCGAGGACAUAAUUGAAGUCGAUCCGAUGAAAAGAGAAUCCCUGGAAAAGUUUGCAACCCCAGAUGCACUUGAUGGAGAGCAGAAUCUUGUUGGAUUCGACGAGAAGGAUGAAGAGUUCUACGAUGCAGGAGAUUCGCCAGAGGAUGCAGACGAGUUUGCGAGACCAGCCGGUUGGUCUGACUACCAGUCUGCCUGGUUAGACGCCGUUGAUGAGGAUGGAAUUAACGCCGAUUUUGAUCACGGAGAAUUGGCAAAAGAACUGAACAAAAAGUCUUCAGAAUCUGUUGCUGCAAACACGAUGGAUCUUGAUGAUGCGAACAGGAUUUCGGAGGAGGAGAGGAAAGCAUUAGAAGAACAGCGUCGAAAGGAACAGAAGGAGCACCAAGAAUUCCCCGAUGAGGUACAAGUCGAGGAAGACGAAAAGGCUAGGGAUAGGUUUGCACGGUAUCGGUCUCUAAAGAGCUUUCGACAGUCUCCAUGGGAUGCUAAGGAGAACCUCCCAGAUUCGUAUGCAUCAAUUUUUCAUUUUUCCAGCUUCAAGGCAACCCAGCAAGCAGUCAUGGGUGAAAUGAGGGAUCUCGCAAAGGCUGCAAACGCCUCGGGAGGGAACUUUUGGAAUGGAGAGAACAAGACUGAUGACAUGUCUGGAGACAUCGACAUGGACGACGACGACGACAUGUUGAAGGGAUGCGUUCCAUCUGGAUCGUACAUCACUGUUACGUUGGAAGAUGUCAAUUCCGAUGCCUAUGGUGCAAUAGCACCCGGUGCUUUGUUAUCUGCUGUGACACUUAUGCCUCACGAAGGUAAGGUAUCGGUCUUGCACAUGGGACUAAGUCAUAGCAACAAUUGUGAAGCUACGAACGAGACACCUGUAAAGAGUAAGGAUGUCUUGACUUUUAGAUGUGGCUGGAGAACUUGGACUGGCCGCCCGGUGUUCUCUCAGAACAAUCUCAACUGUGACAAGCACAAGUUCGAAAGAUUCUUACCUCAAUCUGGUAGCUUCUUUGCUGCAAGUGUCUUUGGUCCGGUCACUUAUACACCUUGCCCUAUUCUUGUGUUCCGAGAUUUAGACGGACGAAGGCAGCUUAUUGCUACUGGAUCCAUGAUCAGCGCAGAUGCCGACCGGAUUGUUGUGAAGAGGAUUAUCCUAACAGGAUACCCUGUCCGUGUUCACAAGCGUUUUGCAACGGUGAAGUAUAUGUUCUACGAUCCAGAAGAUGUGAAGUGGUUCAAACCAGCAGGACUUAUCACAAAACAUGGCCUGAAUGGAAAGAUUGAACAGAGUGUCGGUGAGCACGGUACCAUGAAGUGCCUAUUCAACGCUCCCAUCAAACAACAUGACACAGUUUGUCUUCCCUUGUACAAGAGAAUCUACCCCAAGUUCGCCAGUGCACAAACUGGAAGUGAAGAAGGAACCAUCAAGUCUAUGAGGCAAGACAAUUCUUCUUUGAUUGUAAAGUAA